AUGCGUGGAUUCAUUGUUUUGUGCUUGUCCGCCGUGGCCGUCGCCGCGCCGCAAGGCUACAACUAUAACCAAGGUUCCGCUGGUGGUAGCUCCGGCGCUGCUGGUCUCAUCUCUCAGGGACAGGGUUCUUAUACACAGUUUGGCCAGUCUUCCGGCGCAGGCGGUGCUUUCUUCCAAGGCGGAAAUGUAGCUGCUGGUGGCGGUGGCGGUGCCGGUUUCUUCAGUCACGGUGGUGGCGCUGUGGCGCAACAACAACAAGCCAUCAUUUCGAAACGUUUCUUCAUCCACACUGCGCCCGAAGAAAACGAUGAACAAUACCAGGAGAAACACAUCACCAUCGGUGCACCACGCAAGAACUACAAUGUUGUGUUCAUCAAAUCGCCACACCGCUCGCACAAGAAGGCUUCGAUCAAGAUCACGCCCGCCACCAACGAGGAGAAGACUGUCAUCUAUGUGCUCAACAAGAAGACCGACGGCACCGAAAUCGAUGCCCAAGUGCUGGAACAGCCCUCAGUCACCACCAAGCCCGAAGUUUUCUUCAUCAAGUACAAGACCGCCGAGGAAGCCCAACAUGCCCAACAGGAAAUCCAAGCGCAAUACGAUGCGCUCGGCGGCAGCAGCCAGGUCACCGACGAGGGAGUCGCUCCAGUCAGCUCUGUUAUUGGGUCUUUGGGCGGCGGCGAUGCUGCUGGAGCUGGUGCAAGCGCUGGCGCAGGUGCUGGCGUUGGUUUCGGUGCUGGUAUUGGCGGCGGUAUCAUCGGCGGACAUGGCGCUAGCAAUGCUUACUUGCCACCCAAUUUCAAAUAA
Molecule: messenger RNA, 807 nt
Organism: Rhagoletis zephyria (snowberry fruit fly)
Lineage: Eukaryota; Metazoa; Arthropoda; Insecta; Diptera; Tephritidae
Biological process (GO): chitin-based cuticle development
Cellular component (GO): chitin-based extracellular matrix
Molecular function (GO): structural constituent of chitin-based larval cuticle
Source: RefSeq, a predicted model, not a curated record